AUGUCAACUGAAUCAAUUAUAUCAUAUGCUUCAUUAAUUCUUGCUGAUGCAGAAUUAGAAAUCACCAAAGAUAACUUAUUAGCCAUCACCAAAGCUGCUGGUGCUACCGUUGAAGAAUUUUGGGCUGAUGUUUUCGCUCAAGGUUUAGAAGGUAAAGACUUAAAAGAAUUAUUAUUCUCAUUUGCUGCUUCUGGUCCAGCUGCUGCUGCUCCAGCUGCUGCCGCUGCUGGUGGUGCUGAAGAAGCUGCUGCUGAAGAAAAAGCUGAAUCUGAAGCUGAAGAAUCUGAUGAUGAUAUGGGUUUCGGUUUAUUCGAUUAG
Messenger RNA from Yamadazyma jaroonii, 318 nucleotides. NCBI's taxonomy places the organism in Eukaryota, Fungi, Ascomycota, Pichiomycetes, Serinales, Debaryomycetaceae. The record is from the annotation of a GenBank genome assembly.